Molecule: messenger RNA, 1449 nt
Organism: Menidia menidia (Atlantic silverside)
Lineage: Eukaryota; Metazoa; Chordata; Actinopteri; Atheriniformes; Atherinopsidae
Source: the annotation of a GenBank genome assembly
UUGGAGGUGGAGGUGGAGGGAGGGCCAGUCUUGUUUGCCCAUGUAAAGUGUGAUCCAGAUAAUAGCAUUCUCAUCAAAGGCAGCAAUUACAUUCAUUACAACGGCGCGAGGCGCGCCUGCAAGGAAAUUAAGUGGGCUUUCUUCCAGUGUAUAUUUGUACUACCAUCACUUCUUCCAAUGGGGGAGGAAAAGCCGGACACGCUGGACUUUGUGAAGGAUUUCCAGGAGUAUCUGAGCCAGCAGACACAACAUGUCAACAUGAUAUCGGGCUCUGUCAGUGGUGUGAAGGAGGCGGACGAGCUGCCAGCAGACUGCAGUCAGAACGGGCUGGAUCACCCCUCUGUUGACAUGUCUCUGGAGGACAGCUCUGGGAUCUUGGUGGAUGGUUUUGAGAGGACCUAUGACGGCAAGCUCAAAUGCCGGUAUUGCAACUACGCCACCAGGGGCACAGCACGACUCAUUGAACACAUUCGGAUUCACACAGGAGAGAAACCUCACCGCUGCCACCUGUGCCCGUUUGCCUCAGCCUACGAGCGCCACCUGGAGGCCCACAUGCGCUCACACACAGGUGAGAAGCCCUACAAGUGUGAGCUGUGCUCCUUCCGCUGCAGCGAUCGUAGCAACCUAUCGCACCACCGACGCAGACGCCACAAACUCUUGCCUAUGAAAGGUGCUCGCUCACUCUCUCACAAAAAGAUGCUGAGCGUUUUGCAAAAAAAAGCCAGCUCGUUGGGCUACGGCCGGAGGCUCCUCAUCAACUUCAGCCCCCCCUCCAUGGUGGUGCACAAGGCUGACAAUGUCAGCGACUUUUCCCACGAGCUGCCCCACUUGCGUCAGGAUGCCUACGAUAAUCAGAGUCGAGCGGUCGAGGAGGGAAUCUCCACAAGUCAAAAUCACCAUCAUCACGACAUGGUCAUGGACAACCCCCUGAAUCAGCUGUCCACGCUGGCAGGCCAGUUGGCCAGCCUCCCGUCGGAGACCCAGGCCCAGACUCAGCCGCCCAUGUCACCUGGAGCCGAGUCCGUCGUGGAUGAGAAGCCCUUCCUCAUCCAGCAGCCUCACCCCGCCACCGCCCCCGUUGCCGUCACUGCCAGCAUGGCUCACGCCUCUUCCUCUUCACCGAUAACUCCCGAGCCCCGGGCUCCCCCACACAGCCACUGCAGCCCAGGAGGGGGGCCGUGCAGCGAGCACAGCGGGCGCACCAGCACUCCCAGUAUUUCCAACAGCCAGCCCAGCACACCAGCACCAGGCCAGUCCGCCCCUCCACAGGACCCCCACAUGCUCCAUCACUGCCAGCACUGUGACAUCUACUUUCCCGACAACAUCCUUUACACCAUCCACAUGGGCUGCCACGGCUAUGAAAACCCAUUCCAGUGCAACAUCUGUGGCCACAAGUGCAAGAGCAAGUACGACUUUGCCUGCCACUUUGCCCGUGGGCAGCACAAGUAA